AUGUGGAAGAUGGAGGGGAGCGAGCUGGAGCUGAAGGAGGUCCAUAGGAUGCUCAUGACAGACAAGGUCCCUCUCAUGCCCUCCCUCCUCCACGCGUUCCAGGCGCGACUUCGCUCAUGCGCCAACUGCCGGCUGACGCCCUGCCAUGAGCAGGUUGCUGGGUACAAGUGCCCCAAGAGCUGGAACAAGGCGAGGUCGAGGAAGAAGGAGAGGCUGCAGAAGUUCGUCGCCACCAAGGCCUUCCGCGACUUCCAGGAGGUCUUCAGCAGCUUCGUGCAGGAGGUGGUGGUCCCCUGCGUGGGAGAUCGGGAGGGCGUCAUGUAUCAGUUCCCUCCUACCUUCAGGGUCCAGGUUCCCUCCGACAAGCCCGUCGGCAUCCCGCACAAGGACGCGGACUAUCCGAGCCAUGUGGACACAGAGAUCAAUUUCUGGGUACCGGUGACCAAGGUGUGGGGAGCAAACUCUCUGCAUACCGAGAGCGCGCCAGGUCUUGGCGACUUCCACCCCUUCGAGUUGGAGUUCGGGCAGUUCGUGCGGUUCUGGGGCAACCAGUGCCAUCAUUACACGGUCAUGCUGAGAAAUCUGCCGAUGCGUGUGGAGGUUGGGAGAAAGAGAGUUGCAAUACGGAAAGAUGAGAGAUGA
Molecule: messenger RNA, 642 nt
Organism: Guillardia theta CCMP2712
Lineage: Eukaryota; Cryptophyceae; Pyrenomonadales; Geminigeraceae
Exons: 4
Coding region: 1-642 (213 amino acids)
Source: RefSeq, a predicted model, not a curated record